Molecule: messenger RNA, 1012 nt
Organism: Choloepus didactylus (southern two-toed sloth)
Lineage: Eukaryota; Metazoa; Chordata; Mammalia; Pilosa; Megalonychidae
Product: skin secretory protein xP2-like
Exons: 2
Coding region: 19-672 (217 amino acids)
Source: RefSeq, a predicted model, not a curated record
GGAGCCGCGGCCGCAUGAAUGAGCCGCCGCACGAGUACUACGCGCGCCUAUAAAAGCCGCUGCGCCGGCCGGGCUGCGGGAGGCGAGCGGGCACCGGCGCGACGCGGCCCGCCAGAGGGCGGAGCCGUGUUCAGACUCGGCCGGACGGACCCUUCCCCGUUCCCGGCCGGCGGCGGACAGAGGACCCCGCGCAGCACCUGCCCACGCCCGGAUGGAGACGCAGCCACUUCGGAGGAGCAGCAAACAGAGGCUUUUCUUAAGGCUCCUGCGCCAUCCUCUCAAGAAAGUGGGACGAGGGUGCUGGCCCCCCAGGAGACAGGCCCCCCUCCUGCCUUUCCCCGCAGCGCGGUGACUCAGCCUCGCUGCCCCCGGCUGGCUGAGCGGGGCCGCCGGCGAGAGACUGACGCCCACCUGCCCGCUGGCCGGGCCUCGACUCUUUGGGGAACAAGCCCCCACCUCCACCCCCAGCCCCCCGUCCCUCAUUCAUCAGAGACGCCCCUCCCGGUCCCGUUCCGUCGGGGUCGUCCCACUACGCCCCCGAUUUCCCGCCUCUGCGCUCGGAGCAGUCCUCUUCGGACUGGGCGGGGGCGGGGUCUCGGCUGGAUAGCCUGGCCCCGCCCCCAUUGUCACCACCCCGCCGCCGGAAGUGCCUCCCCGCAGGGACAGCUUUGACGUCACAGGCAUCUGACGUCAGGGGCCGCGUGCCGGUCCACCAGCGCCGGGGCCGAGAAGGGCGGGAGACGCGAGGGAGGAGGAGCAGCAGCGCCCCCAGCCGCAGGCGACGGGAGCAUCCCCGCCUGGGCAGCGCGCCGGCACCUUGGCUCUAGACUGCUUACUGCCCGGGCCGCCCUCAGUAACAGUCUCCAGUCACGGCCACCGACGCCUGGCCCCGCCCCAGGACCGCGGACCCGGCCGCCCGCCGCGCUCCUUGAGCCCCUCGGUCCCCUGGGAUCCCGCAGCCCCGAGCUAACUGGCCGCGCCGCCGCUGUCCGCGGUGCUGAUCCAGCGCAGG